GGCUCAGAUUCCGUGUUGCUGUGGUGUAGGCCAGCGGCUGUAGCUCCGAUUCGACUCCUAGCCUGGGAACCUCCACGUGCUGCAGGUGAGGCCCUAAAAGGCCAAAAAAAAAAAUGAAGAAGGAAAUCAGUAAGGAAAGCACACAUCUAGACAAAAGGGUAAAGGAUACGCAUAGGCAGUGCACAAAGUCCUGCAAAUGGCCAAUAAAAAUAUUCGGCUCACUAAUAAAAACAUGCUGAUGACAAUAAAAAUUUUUCUUUAAUAUGAUUUUGCCCUGCUGACACAAAUAUUGGGAACUGGGCACGCUGUACGUUUGUUGCUAGGAGGAGAAACUGGUAUGUAACCAGAGACGGUUCAUUUGGCCCCUUGAACGUGUCCCUCCCCCGUCUUUCCUGGUUCAGCAAGCAAGGCAUGGCUCCACCACUCAUCCAGUGGCGGAGGCCCCACAUCGCAAAGCCAUCUUUUUGAUUCUUUCUCACAACCUCUGUUCUGCCAGUCUGUCAAUGCUGCUCUUCAGAACAUGCGUGGGAUCCGGCUUGGGAUCCGGCUGUGUCCGGCGCCGUCCUCUCUCCUGUGGAGUGCUUGCUGCAGUAGCCCUAACCCCAUUUGUUCUUCCUACCGUGUGCAGAACAGCUAGCGAGGUCUUUUAAGCCUGUCUCUUCCCCACGUAGAAUUCUCUUCAAAGGAUCCAGGCUCCUCACUCUGCUCCGCAAGGUCCUGUGUUAGCUGGCCCUUGCCUGCCUCUCCCACUCAUUCCCGCUCUCCUUUUUGCUCUUUAGCCACACUGACCUGCCGGUUCGUCCAGUCCUCCAAGCUCCUUCCUGCCUCAGGGACUUUAUUAUUCACUCUUCUUACUGCUUCCAACAACAUUGCUCAGACCCAGGGGGCCCAUUCCUUUGUUAGCCUGUUCUCCCUUCAAAUGGCGUCUCCUUGGGCCCUCUUCCCCCCACCCUGUUCAGGUAGCAUCCCCCUGCCUUCUCCACCCCCAGACUUGAUUUUACUUCAUGCUGGUCCAUACCUGCAAGGAUGAGUUUUUUCUGUUUCUUCCUUCCUCAAGAGAAUGUAAACUUCAUAAGGGACUUUGUAUUCACCUCUCUUCCUGCAGCGUCUCAAAUAGUCCCUGGUACAUAGUCGGCAUGUAAUAAAAGUUACUUGAAUAAGUGAGUGAAUGAAAUGAUUGGUAGGAGGAUAAACUGGUAUAAAGAUAUGUGAAGAAGGAUUUUUAUUGCAACAUUGUUUGAAAUUAUAAAUCACCUAAGUAUUUACUAAUAGGAAUCCUAUUGAGUAACUCAGGGUCUAUUACAAUAGAACAGGAACUUCCCAAUAGGUUAAAUCCCCUGAUCCCCUGUUCCCAAACUGCCGAGGUACCACAGCAAACUCACAGGGGCCCAGCAAGAUUUUAAAUUUUCAGAAGCAGCACAGGAGGGCAGUAGCAUUUGCCUGCUCUCCUGGGAACUACUAGAUUGGGUAGUUUCAGCAUUAGAUGGCGCCAGAUCCCUUUCGAUGACGUCAUAUCUUUGUGAAGCUGGGUUUUUUUAGUAGUUGCUAAAUACUGGGCAAAAAUCAGUGUGGAGUGUCGUGGUCCUAUUUGAUUCCAGGAUUUGAGAAGUUAUGCAAUGCCUAACAGGUGUCAUAAGUUAGUUGUGGUUAUUUGGGAAAUAAGUAAAAAAAAUUUUUUUUUUGUCUUUUUAGGGCAGCACCCAUGGCAUAUGGAGGUUCCCAGGCUAGGGGUCCAAUCGGAGCUGUAGCUGCCAGCCUAUGCCACAGCCACAGCCACUCAGGAUCUAAGCCUUGUCUUGUGUGUCGAUGUACACUGCAGUUCACAGCAACACUGGAUCCUUAACCCACUGAGCGAGGCCAGGGAUCGAACCCACAUCCUCAUAGAUACUAGCUGGCUUUGUUAACUGCUGAGCCAGGACAGGAACUCUUAAAAAUGUUGUUUUCAUUUUAAUAUUAAAAUGAUACUUUUCUAGGUUUACAUGUACUGCUUUGUCAAACAGCUAAGUUGCCAGUGUGUAUACUUCUCGUUGGAUCUAGGUAUUUAAUAAGUGGAUCUGUUAUGGCCUAGGGAGAGUUAGUGAAGCACUAAGGGCACUUUGAUAAAGUUUAGGAAUUUGGAUAAAUGGAAAAAUUACUCAGCAGUGUGCAGAUUGAGUCCAUUUCUCUAUCAGUCUGGAAGGACGUUGUUGAGCUGUCACACUGCCUGGCUUCCAGUUCUGUGAAGAAACCUCAGCUGCGUGGCCUUCUGGCCACGCAUGUGCGAUUUCAUAUCAGUGCAUUUGCUAUAUCCCUGGGAGGUGUGGCUUUUUCUCAGUUUGCUGUGGCUGAACCAGGAAAGAAGACAUAAUGAGAUUUCUACAGAAAGUGUGAUUCCAUAAGAGAUUUUGAGGAGCUGAAGAAGGCUGGUAACUUCAAAGCGCAAAGUGAUUUUGGAAUGCAAAGAAUUUCUUUGGGUUGAGGUCCAUGGAAGUUUGUCACUUACGUAUGUUCCUGAAAUGUGAAACUCUGAAUAUCUGGGCUAAGGAAUAGUUUCGCUUAAUAAAUAAACAGUUAACAAAUACCGUGGGGGUGGGGGGACAGCAUACAGGGUAGAGGCCUCGUGUGUGUAAAAGUGGGAACAUAUUUACGCCUUUUUUUUUUUUUUUUUUCCCUUUCUUGGCCACCCCGAGGCAUUUGGAGUUCCCAGGCCAGGGAUGAGAUCUGAACGGCAGUCGCAGCCUAAGCCACCACUGUGGCAGCACUGGAUCCUUAACCCACUGUACAGGAUCUGAACCUGCAUCCCAAGAUGCCGCCGAUCCCAUUGAUCCAUGAUGGAAAGGCCUGCGUUUGCAUUUUUUAAAAAGUGUGGGAGUCUGUUUACAGGCGUCAUCUCUGGGAUGUAGGACUCUGGGGGACUGAUUUUGCUCUACCUUGCUUGCAGUUUAUGUGGUGCUCCAGUAUUUAGAGGGGCCAACAGUUCCGCUUUGGUUAGGAGGAUGGAUGGGUCCGGGGCUUCGUGGGCCACAGAUGGUGUUGAAAGGUAGAGUGUUUUCCAGGAGUCCUGGUGUGGAGGGCGUGUCAAAGUGCGGAGGGCCCUUCGAAUCGGCUGCAGAAUAGAGCAGUUGCCUUUGCCCUUGUGAGGUGGGUUUGGGUAUUGCCGAGGGAGGGGAAGAAAGCGGGGAGGGUGGGUGCUGGGGCUUCAUGCGAAGCUUGCGCAGUCGGGGGAGAUGGGCUCAUGAUGACACCUGAAGGAGUUGACCCCUAUUCAUUAAAAGCAGCCAUCCACCACGGAAAGCACAAUUCAACGUGAUUACACCCCAGUUUCUUCCAAGGAAGGUUUAAAACAGUAACCACACUCUUUUAGGUGGAGUGUGGGCUGCAGUGGUGAAUCAGAAGAUUAUCCUUGUCUUUAGGUUAUUUAUAAUCCAGAGAGGGAUUUCCUGUACGUGCAACAGAUAUUUACUGAGCCCCUACCGUGUGCUGGUUACUUUGCUAAGCGCUGAGGAUAUAAAGAUAAACGAAACGUGAUCCUUGCCCUCAAGGAUUGCAGUCCGGUGGGAGAGAUAAAUGUGUAAACAAGUAAAGUUGGGCUGAGAACCUAGGUGUGGAUAAGGCUAGGAAGAGUUAGAGAAUACUUUAUAAAGAGGUGACAUUUGAACCGGGUCUUAAAAAUGAGUGUAAGUUUACUGGAAAGGGGGGCAUGGGAAGAAAAGGAGUUUUGAACCGUCUCCUGUAGUUGGAGCAUAAGCUGUGGAGGGGGAUGUGGUACCCAGUAAAGCUGUGCAAGUGGCUUGAAGCCAAGUUAUAAGGACCUUGUGUGCUUGGCGAAAGGCCAAGGAAAGGAGCCGACCAAGGUGGAGGGGCCUUGGGAGGAGACUUAGAAGCAGCAGCCAGAAAGGCAGCAAGAGAGCGUGAGCUUCAAGGAAGUGGCCCAUGCGCAGUGCAUCACAGGGCGGCACACUGAGACUGAGGCGGGUCUGCUGGAUUCGGCGGAGGAGCUCCCUGGCCUGUCAGGAAUGGCUGCAGGGAUGUGGCAGUAGCAGAGGAGGUGUGACAGUUUGGUAGUUGGUAGCACUCGUAGUCAGUGCAAUUUGCUGAUUUGUAUUCACCUGUUUUUCCAGCACAGGCACAUUCAAAAUGGGUUCAGAUCCUGACUCUUGCACGUUGUAGUUGCAUGACCUUGGGCCUCUUUGUUUUGUAAUCUAAAAUGGAGACAGUGGUGCGUAUUUUAUAAGUUAGUUGUGAAGGUAACUAUAAAUCAGCCAGUGGAGUUCCCGUUGUGGCUCAGCAGAUUAAGGACCUGAUGUUGUCUUUGUGAGGAUGCAGGUUGGGUCCCUGGCCUGGCUCAGUAGGUUAAAGA
This is a messenger RNA of Sus scrofa (pig), 4339 nucleotides long. NCBI's taxonomy places the organism in Eukaryota, Metazoa, Chordata, Mammalia, Artiodactyla, Suidae. The record is from RefSeq and is a predicted model, not a curated record.